UGGAUUCUGAUUUCUAUAUUGUCUCUUCUUUCCUUCAAAUACCCAACAAUCUCUACCCUCCAACUCCCGACUCUCCACCUUCAUUUUUCUUCUAUCUCUCUCUCUCCAAACUUUCCCCGAAAAUCUUCAAAUUUUCUCUCCCCACAAUCCCCCUUUCAAUUUCCCGAGAAAAUUUCUAAUGGGUAAGACCGGAUUGUUUGACCUCGAGAAGCACUUCGCCUUCUACGGGGCUUAUCACAAAAACCCGGUGAAUGUCUUGAUUCACAUGUUGUUUGUGUGGCCAAUCUUCUUCACUUCCCUUAUGCUCUUCUACUUCACACCUCGCUUCUUUGAUUGCCCAUUUCAGUGCAGACUCGGAUUGGUUCCCAAUUUUGGGCUUUUGUUCACUUUGAUAUAUGCUGUGUUCUAUGUGUGUUUGGAUCGGAAAGGUGGUUCUUUGGCUGCUAUUCUCUGUUUGGCUUGUUGGGUCUCUGCUAGUCUUCUUGCAAAGCACCUUGAAUUCUCUCUCGCAUGGAAGGUUGUUCUGGCGGCUCAGUUGUUCUGUUGGACAGGACAGUUCAUAGGCCAUGGCGUUUUUGAGAAACGAGCACCAGCUCUGCUGGACAACCUUGCUCAAGCCUUCCUGAUGGCUCCUUAUUUUGUAUUCCUCGAAGCUCUGUCGCACUUCGGCUAUGAACCAUAUCCUGGAUUUCAUGCAAGUGUGAAAGCAAAGGUAGAUGCUGAAAUUGCGGAAUGGAAGGAGAAUAAAGCGAAGAAAAUCUCCUAGUUCGAUCUGGUUGUUGUUUAAGUGAUCUUUAGUUUCUGUUAAGCUUUGUAACGAAUUGAGAAAAGAAAUCAGCUUGUCUCUUGUCAGACUGUUUACACAUUUGACAAUUUGCGGUUGAAUGUUGUUCUGACUUUUUCACCAGUGCUCAUAAAUCCAUAUUUGCUUGAGAAACUUGGCAUUUUUUAGUGUA
This is a messenger RNA of Camellia sinensis, 956 nucleotides long. Its product is annotated as 2-hydroxy-palmitic acid dioxygenase MPO1. Lineage: Eukaryota; Viridiplantae; Streptophyta; Magnoliopsida; Ericales; Theaceae. The record is from RefSeq and is a predicted model, not a curated record. Gene Ontology annotation, cellular component: endoplasmic reticulum. Gene Ontology annotation, biological process: sphingoid catabolic process.